CAAGCAGAAGCGUGCUCGCGAUCGAACCUCGAUCGAGUACGACACAGGUGUCUGUCCUGUCAUUCACUCAGCGCGUGUCGGAGCUGCGUUGAGAUUUUUUUAUCGAACGCCGCAACAUCAUCGAGAUUUCGAUUUGUUCGGGCCACCGCACGCUGCGGUAGCGUGUGUGCCGUGUAUUGAUACUCCAUACUUGUGCGUCGAGUAAUCUCGAGUUCGAUUUAACCGAGUGAUUGAUAAUAGUAUUUUGCCAAGAUCUUUGAUAUAUUUUUUGGGGCUGUACUAAAAAUAAACACACGUGAAUUUAAAAUUACAAUUUCAUACGAAAUCUCUUGCAGAGUGUAGCUCGGAGUUACGGUUCAGCUCCUCGUUGCCUCUUUAUCACUUUGAUUUGUGUGUUUCUUUGAGACUUUCACUUUGCGAACGCGAACGCGACGGUUUUGUUUGUAAGUUGCGGUUAAUGAAACUGCGCGAGUGCAGCGUUUUGCGCGAUUACUCGAAAGAGAAAUGAGUUCUCGCAGAUAAGAGAGAUAUAAUUUACUCUCCGUAAUCUUUAUCUUCGCACGGUUACAGUAUUGAUUAUAAAUUGUACAUCGAGUAUUCGAGGGAUUAAAAAGAUUUGUCAAUUUGCAUCGUUUGUUGUAUCGGAACCAUCGAAAAAUUCAUCAUGCCCGGCAUUUUCACGGGAAAGGUUUAUUUACUGGUGACCGGAGCCAGUCGAGGUAUUGGAAAGAGCAUAGCCAAGGCGUUCAGCCCGAAUCUCGAGAGUCAAUCUCGCGUCUUGCUGCUCGCCAGAAAUUCCACGGAUCUGGAGAAGACGAGCAACGAGAUCGCGACAAAUGGUGUCAACGCUUCGUACGAAAGUAUUGACUUCAGUCUGCCCAGUGAUGCUGGUCAACUGCGAGAAAUCAUUGAUAAAUCAUUGAAGAAUGAGAAACCGGAAAACUUCAAUCAAGCGAUAAUAGUUCAUUGCGCCGCGAUGGCCAACUUCUCGCAGUCUACAAACGAGAUGACAAAUUUAGAUGAAUGGCACAAAUGUUUCAAUUUGAAUAUGUUCUCUGCUGCGAUGUUAAACGGAGUAUUCAUGAGCACGUUUCACAGCAAUAACGUCCGUAAAUACGUUUUCAACAUAAGCUCUUACUGGGGCUUGGAGCCCGAUGUUUUCGUCGGCUCGUACUGUUCGGCCAAAGCCGCUAAAGAUAUGUUCUUCAAGGUGUUUGCCAAGGAAAAUCCCCACGUAAACGUGCUGAACUAUUUACCGGGAUACGUCGGGACCGACAUGUUUCACGACGUAUUGAAGAAGAGCGCUAAUGAAAAUCUGAAAGAGAAGAUCAAAGAAAUGAUCAAUAGCAAGACUUUCGUCACGCCCGAGCAAACGUCGAAUUAUCUCCUUCAAGUUGUGAAGCAACAAAAAUACGAGUCUGGAGAUUACGUUGACUUUUAUAAGAAAACAUUUUGAAAGCAAUUUUUAAUAAACGAAUGUUAACAA
This is a messenger RNA of Trichogramma pretiosum, 1486 nucleotides long. Its product is annotated as sepiapterin reductase-like. Bases 665 to 1456 code for a protein of 263 amino acids. The record is from RefSeq and is a predicted model, not a curated record. Gene Ontology annotation, biological process: tetrahydrobiopterin biosynthetic process. Gene Ontology annotation, molecular function: sepiapterin reductase (NADP+) activity. The transcript has 3 exons. NCBI's taxonomy places the organism in Eukaryota, Metazoa, Arthropoda, Insecta, Hymenoptera, Trichogrammatidae.